Messenger RNA from Stereum hirsutum FP-91666 SS1, 252 nucleotides. RefSeq lists its product as uncharacterized. The record is from RefSeq and is a predicted model, not a curated record. NCBI's taxonomy places the organism in Eukaryota, Fungi, Basidiomycota, Agaricomycetes, Russulales, Stereaceae. The transcript is spliced from 2 exons. Gene Ontology annotation, molecular function: protein dimerization activity. The coding region runs from base 1 to 252 and encodes 83 amino acids.
AUGAGGCUGCUGGCUCUGGUGAACAUGGGCCAUUUGGAGCCAACCGAUGUUCUUGAAGAGUACCUCAAUUCUCCCUUGGUACCCACUGAUGAUCCUAUUGGGUACUGGAAUUCCUUCUCGACCACUCCCCGUACUGCCCCUCUUGCUCGCAUGGCUCUUGAUGUCCUCUCUUGCCCUGCUGCUUCAACAGACCUUGAGACUGGUUUCUCCCGUGGAGGCCUCACCGUUUUGAAGCUUCGCCACUCUAUCUGA